This is a messenger RNA of Leopardus geoffroyi (Geoffroy's cat), 1625 nucleotides long. It is a transcript of the gene DDO, whose product is annotated as D-aspartate oxidase. The record is from RefSeq and is a predicted model, not a curated record. The transcript has 5 exons. Bases 124 to 1152 code for a protein of 342 amino acids. Gene Ontology annotation, molecular function: D-amino-acid oxidase activity; FAD binding. NCBI's taxonomy places the organism in Eukaryota, Metazoa, Chordata, Mammalia, Carnivora, Felidae.
UCCCUGGCAGCUGGUUAUUCUCAGCCACAAAUUACUUUCCCCUCUCAAUUUAUUACAGCUAUUUUGAGAAACUUGGUAGGCAGGGGAGCCUGUGAAGUAGGAAAGCCACCAAGGGACAGGUCCAUGGACCCGGUACGGAUUGCGGUUGUGGGGGCAGGCGUGGUGGGGCUCUCUACUGCCAUGUGCGUUUCCAAACUGGUCCCCCAAUGCUCCAUUACUGUCAUUUCGGACAAGUUCAGUCCUGAUACCACAAGUGACGUGGCAGCCGGAAUGCUUAUACCUCAUGUUUAUCCAAACACACCCAUUCCCACGCUGAAGCAGUGGUUUCAAGAGACCUUUGAUCACCUGUUUGCAAUCGCCAAUUCUGCAGAAGCUAAAGAUGCUGGUGUUCAUCUGGUAUCUGGUUGGCAGAUAUUUAGGAGCAUUCCUGCUGAAGAAGUGCCAUUCUGGGCUGAUGUGGUUCUGGGGUUUCGAAAGAUGACCACGGCUGAACUGAAGAAAUUCCCCCAGCAUGUGUUUGGUCAUGCCUUCACGACUCUGAAAUGUGAAAGCCCUGCCUACCUCCCAUGGUUGGAGAAGAGGUUAAAAGGCAGUGGGGUCCUGAUACUCACCCGGCGAAUAGGAGACCUGUGGGAGCUUCAUCCAUCCUUCGACGUCGUGGUCAACUGCUCAGGCCUUGGAAGCAGACAGCUUGCACAAGACUCGGAGAUGUUCCCCAUGCGGGGCCAAGUGCUCAACGUUCGGGCUCCCUGGGUGAAGCAUUUUAUCCGAGAUGGGAGUGGGCUGACAUAUAUUUAUCCCGGCACAUCCAAUGUAAUCCUGGGUGGAACUAGGCAACAAGGAGACUGGAAUCUGUCCCCAGAUGCAGAAAUUAGCAGAGGUAUUUUUUCCCGGUGUUGUGCUCUUGAGCCCUCCCUCCAGGGAGCCUGCGACAUAAGAGAGAAGGUAGGCUUAAGGCCCUUCAGGCCUGCAGGUGUGCGGCUGCAGACAGAGUUCCUCGCCCAGGACGGCCGGAGGCUGCCCGUGGUCCACCACUACGGCCACGGGAGCGGGGGCAUCUCCGUGCACUGGGGCACUGCUCUGGAGGCAGCCAGGCUGGUGAGUGAGUGUGUCCAGGCCCCCAGGACCCCCACUCCCAAGUCAAACCUGUAGGUGACAUGACAUGACGGCAAAUGGCCCCAGACACUAUGGAUCGAAACACAAUUUAAGCACCAGAAUGGAUUCCAAUAACUUUUCCACUGCAUGAAAAGUUAAUGAGGUCUAUCUUUGUUUUCAAAAUUAGAAGUGAUGCAAUAUGAAUCAGUAGCCUGAGACUGGUACUCAUCUGUAGAACUAGACUCAAGUCUAGUGCUAAUGACAUAGAGCAUAAAGUUCUGUUUUUGUUAAAAACACUUGUUACAGAAUAAGAUUUCUCUCAGACCUGGCGUUCAAAGAUCUGUGCUAAUUUUCAUGGAUGCUGGAAGCUGUAGGGAUGUUGAGGUUUUGGGGGCUAAUAAAUCCCCAGGAAGAGACAAUGUACGGAAAACACCUAACUCACUGUUGCAAAGCCGCCCAUGAUGUUUGUAGGUUGCACUCAAGGGAGCAUUAUAAUCCCUCUAAAUAAAACACACAGUGAUCGUGUGGCA